GUCCCUGUGGAGUCCUGCCUCUGUGGGCACCUGUUCCUGGGAUGGCUCGAAAGUGUUCUCAGCACAGAGGGACCACCAUGCCCAGGUCCCUGCCCCCAAAAGUGACCCCCAGGAAGAAUCCUGAUGUCCUUCUUGCUGCUGGAAGAAACCUGCAUGGGAGUCCAGUUCCGUUUAGCGGCUCAGCACCGGAAGCCAGGCUGGGCAGGGUUCUCCGCAAGGCGUGGCCACCCACCAGAAAGAGCCUGGCAUUGUCAGUGUGCCAUCCACAGCUGGACCUGGCCCUGGCCCUGCCCCCUGGACACGGCCCUGUGGUCCUGCACAGCCCUGUGGUCCUGCACCAGGGCCCCCACACCAAGGACAGACACUUGUUCCUCUUCCGGGAUUGGCUGGUCGUCGCCAAGCAGAGGUCUUCUGAGGGCUACCGACUCAAACAGAAGCUGCAUCUCUCUGACGUGGGGGUCAUCUUCUGUAACCAGGAGCAACGGCAGGACAAGGAUAGGGACCACAAACUCAUCCAUCAAGGAAACAUGCUCUGCUUCACGAUGGCCUCCAGCCCUUGCCUCACCGAGUUCCCGUGAGU
Messenger RNA from Erinaceus europaeus (western European hedgehog), 580 nucleotides. RefSeq lists its product as uncharacterized. The transcript has 4 exons. The record is from RefSeq and is a predicted model, not a curated record. Bases 42 to 578 code for a protein of 178 amino acids. Lineage: Eukaryota; Metazoa; Chordata; Mammalia; Eulipotyphla; Erinaceidae.